This is a messenger RNA of Oreochromis aureus, 5361 nucleotides long. RefSeq names its product calcium/calmodulin-dependent protein kinase type II subunit beta (gene camk2b2). Gene Ontology annotation, molecular function: calcium/calmodulin-dependent protein kinase activity; calmodulin binding; ATP binding. Gene Ontology annotation, biological process: protein phosphorylation. Gene Ontology annotation, cellular component: neuron projection; cytoplasm. The record is from RefSeq and is a predicted model, not a curated record. The transcript has 21 exons. Lineage: Eukaryota; Metazoa; Chordata; Actinopteri; Cichliformes; Cichlidae. The coding region runs from base 169 to 1791 and encodes 540 amino acids.
UCCGAGCCGGGAGCGUGCGUGUGUGUACCGGCCUGCAAUUGAAGCACUCCGCCGUCCGGAGGUCUAAGGUGGGCGGAGACUUGAGAUCGAGGUCCUCCUGUGUGCAGAUAGAGACACACCGUGCAUUUUUGAGACGGCACCCGCACACCCGUCCGAGGAGGAAACAUCAUGGCAACGACUACUUGCACACGUUUUACAGAUGAAUACCAGCUGUACGAGGAGCUUGGCAAGGGGGCCUUUUCAGUGGUGCGUCGCUGUGUCAAACUUUGUACAGGCCAAGAGUAUGCAGCCAAAAUCAUCAAUACCAAAAAGCUCUCGGCCAGAGACCAUCAGAAACUGGAGCGGGAAGCCAGGAUCUGCAGAUUGCUAAAGCAUCCCAACAUUGUUCGUCUUCAUGACAGUAUCUCUGAGGAAGGCUUCCACUAUCUCCUCUUUGACCUAGUGACAGGAGGGGAGCUGUUUGAGGAUAUUGUGGCUCGAGAGUACUACAGUGAAGCUGAUGCAAGUCAUUGCAUCCAGCAGAUCCUGGAGGCCGUGCUCCACUGCCAUCAGAUGGGUGUGGUUCACAGAGAUCUCAAGCCAGAAAACCUGCUGCUGGCCAGCAAAUGUAAGAAUGCAGCAGUCAAGUUGGCUGAUUUUGGACUGGCCAUUGAAGUGCAAGGAGACCAACAGGCUUGGUUUGGCUUUGCGGGCACUCCCGGCUACUUAUCUCCAGAAGUGCUGAGGAAAGAAGCAUAUGGUAAACCUGUAGACAUCUGGGCAUGUGGUGUGAUCCUCUACAUCCUUUUGGUUGGGUACCCUCCGUUCUGGGAUGAGGACCAACACAAACUCUACCAACAGAUCAAAGCUGGAGCAUAUGACUUUCCCUCCCCAGAGUGGGACACAGUGACUCCCGAGGCUAAAAAUCUGAUCAACCAGAUGCUUACUAUUAAUCCAGCCAAGAGAAUCACUGCCCAGGAGGCUCUGAAGCACCCAUGGGUCUGCCAACGCUCAACGGUGGCCUCAAUGAUGCACAGACAGGAGACCGUCGAGUGCCUAAAGAAAUUUAAUGCCAGGAGGAAACUCAAGGGUGCCAUUCUUACCACCAUGCUUGUCUCCAGGAACUUCUCUGUGGGCCGUCAGACUACAGCCCCUGCUGCUGUCAGCGCUGUAGCAGGAACCACAGCUGGCAUCGUGGAACAAGCAGCCAAGAGUCUCCUCAACAAGAAGGCUGAUGUCAAGCCUCAGACAAACAGCACGAGAAACAGCAUAGUCACCAGUCCCAAAGGCAACAUCCCCUCUGCUGCACUGGAACCUCAGACUACUGUUAUCCAUAAUCCAGUAGAUGGGAUCAAGGAAUCAUCUGAUAGCAACAACACAACUAUCGAGGAUGAAGAUGUGAAAGCUCGCAAACAGGAAAUCAUAAAGAUCACAGAGCAGCUUAUUGAAGCUGUCAACAAUGGAGACUUUGAGGCCUACGCGAAGAUCUGCGACCCUGGUCUGACCUCAUUUGAACCUGAGGGGCUGGGAAAUCUGGUGGAGGGAAUGGACUUCCACAGAUUUUAUUUUGACAAUCUCCUCUCAAAGAACAGCAAACCUAUCCACACCACCAUCCUUAACCCCCAUGUGCAUAUAAUCGGGGACGAUGCUGCCUGCAUCGCCUACAUCCGCCUGACGCAGUUCGUGGAUGGCCAGGGCCAUCCUCGCUCAAGCCAAUCAGAAGAGACCAGGGUAUGGCACCGCAGGGACAGCCGGUGGCAAAAUGUCCACUUCCACUGCUCAGGAGCUCCUUCUGCCCCGCUGCAGGGGUGAGGCAUUUUGAGGAGGCAGAGCAGAAAAGUAACGAGCAGAUAAUCACAGAGAAAGAAGCAGCACUGAGAGAGAGGUGCAGGUGGAUGUGUGGUGGGGUUAAAGGAAUCUGAUUUUGAGAUUGUGGUCAUGCUCCUGCACUCUGCACACCCACUUCUUUCUCUCUCUCCCUGAACAACUUCGACAACAGCAGACAGUAAUAGCAGUGCUCCCAUCUUCUGACAGCAGAGGACACAUCAGCUACAACAUUAAACUCUUGUAACUCUUCGGCCUGCCUACAGCAAACAAAAAAGCUAUUGUUCCUUCCUAUUGUUACUUCUAGUAUAAUUAUGGCCACCGUCUGUCCCUGUGUUCUUUCAACUGUACAGUCUAUUUAUUAUCCAUUUUAAUCCUUUCUUCUUUUUUAUGACAAUGCAUGAUUCCUACCUGUGUUGUCAUUAGCAGUGGCUGUUCUGCACGACUUAAGGCUGCCUGUGUGAAAUGAACAAUCAGUAUCACGUGUCUCACACAAAGAGUCUGGUGGGUGUAUUUUAUUAUGACUUUCAUUUUGUUGUGCAACAGCACAACAAAAUUAAUUAAUUAAUUAAUUAAAUUUAUUUAUUGGGUGUUUAACUCCCCACCACCCCAUUCCUCAUCCCUCACGACCCCCAGCCACUCAGUCAGACAGUGAAAACCAUGCAGCAUGCUAAGAUGUUACUGUUGUUCUUAACUGAUAUUUAUGUACUGAACAUUGCAAGUUAACUACUGAAACUAUGGUUGAAAUGUUGAAAUAUCCCAAUUUUUAUGUAAAUUUCCAGUUUUAUUGUGGUGACUUAACUACAGUUACGCUGUUGAUGGUAUUUAAUUGCAUGAUAUUCCACGUUAAUGCAUUUGGUAAAACGGUUGUUGUCGUGCAUUUUCUGGGUUUUUUUUGGGGGGGGUUGGUUUUUUUUUGCACUGCUGGUGAGCUAUAAUCUGCUGCCUCUACUUUCUGGAUUUCUAAGUGCAUAAACUGUUUUUGUUGACAUGACAAUGUAGUAUAUGAGGAUUCUGGUGAUGACCAUGACAGAAUAUGCCCUUCCUCAGUAAUUGUUGGGCCCAGGCUCUUUACUGUUUCAAAGGCAACAACCAAAAUCUUAAAUGAUCAUUUUUGAUUUAAUUUAUUGGAACCUGACUGAUGUAAAAGGUGACAACUUAAACUCAACACAAGGGUGUGUGGUUAUUACUUUUGAUUGCAAUAAUUAAAUUAGACUUCAUAUGUAAAAAAGGCCAAGGUCAAAGUUCCCAAAGUGAAAUCAAAGUUUGUUUUAAUUAUGUGGUCAUUUAAAACCAUAUUUUAAUCAUCAGUUUUUGCUUUGGGUGGCUGUGGUUCAGGAAUUAGUGCAGGUCAUCUACUAACCCGAAGGUUAAUAGACAGCCUAUUAGAACACAACCUCUUCCAGUUCAAUGUCUGGCUCCUCUACUUCCACAUGGCAAGAUACUAAAUCUUAAAAUGCAUCCAUCUGAAUUUUAGGUUAAAUGUGUUUAGGUAUAGAAAAAGACACUUGUAUAGAUGUGUAUAUGAAUGAGAGUUGUGGUAAGAAAGUGUUGAAAUAGAAUAGAAAAGUGCUAUAAAAGUACCAGUCUGUUUUUAACAUUUUUCUGUUGAGGGUUUCUGUCCCUGUACAAAAAAACAAGUAUCUCUAAAACCUUUCUCAUCUUAUAAAAUGCAUUUCUUUGAUGAUUGGGUUAGUCAGUGAGAGGUAGGAGGAUUGUAUUAAGAUACAGGGGAAUCCUUAAAGGAUUGCAUUUUGUCACAUUUUGACAAAAGUGUACAGAUACAACUCAACAAAGCUAACAUUUACUUCUCCUUCCGCAGGAUUAGCAUUUAAAUAUGGUAACAUUAUGCUCUUGUGUCGUAAUUUGUGACUGAGAAAAAGGAAAGCUGAAAAAGAAUUUUCUGCUGCUCCUUACACAUCGUGUGUGAGGCCUUUCACUUGGGAGGCAAAUGUGUAAACCACUACAGUUAUGGAGCCUUAAACAGCUGCCUACCAAGCAGAAUGCAGGAAACACAGACAGCUAUUGAUGAACACAAAAGAGCAUUUAACACAUAAAGUGACAGAUAUUUAAAAAAAUAAUAAUAAACUAAAAGAGAGUAAAAGUGAAAUUGACAAUUAUAUGAUAAAUCUUCCAGAGUUGCAUUUGAACGUUUUGGAAUAAGAACAUACAGUCACUCUCUCAUUUUUUAUGUAUAAACCUCAGUUUUUCUCCGGUCUGGAGACGUGAACAGGAACGACUUACUGUAUUUCAGAAUUCAUAAAAGGGUCCUCCUUUCCCAUAAAGCCCUAAUUUUCACUUUGUCCUUACUCUUGCAGAGCUGUGGCUGACCUAAAACAAGAAGGUUUUAACAUGUGGAAAUAUGGAAAAGUCAAUUGACAUAUUUGUAAAAGAAAACAGUGUCUUGCGCACACACAUACAUUAUUACUUCUAUUUCAAGCACUAAGCAGAGUCUCUUUUAUAUAUGUUUACAAAUAUUUGUGUGUAAUGUCUAAAUCACAAAAUUUUACACAGUUUUUCCAGGACAUUGAUUCAACACACAGGCAGGAAUGAAAUUUGAAAUGGACUGGUUUGGAAAUAGUGUUUUUUUGCACUACUUAAGCACUCGAAGCGCUUUAUACAGCUUGCCUCAUUUACCCAAGGACUUUUUUUGAUGCCAAAGUGCCUUUUUAUUGAACAUUUAUACUCCAAUGAACGGAUUGGAGGGCAACUUACCUACUUGAGGAUACUUUGGCAUGGAGAAGCCAGAUUUCAAAAAAACAAACCUUCUCAUUAGUAGAUGACCUGGUCUACUUCCCGAGCAACAGCCACCCCUCAAUGUUAGUGAGUAAAACCAAAAUAUUAGGUAGAAUAUCAAAUCCUUUAGUUUUACAAUAUCUCCCAGAAAUAUCUAGUGUCAUUUGCUGUAUUUUCCCUUAAUGAUCUAACUUUCUGUCCUCGAGGGGGCAUCAACUUCUUCAAGCUUGACAUUUAGACUGACUACAGGAUUAAAGUACAUACAUGAUGAUUGAAUGUGAGAAGAAAAAUACUGAAGAUUAAAGACAGGCUUAUACAGGCUGUCAGAUAAAGCACUGAGCUGGUCUGUUUUAGGACAUAUUCACAAUAUUGUCAAAUUACUUUAGCUCACUUAACAAAUAGUAUAGAACAUGAUAGCUCCUAGUUUGAUCCUUCAAAUAUCACAUACACAGUAAAGCUUAAAUGAUUGGUUGAAUCAUCGCAGGACGAUGACUGGAAAGAUCAAAUCAUGGAAGUGGUUUUCAAAGAAAACUAUAAAAAUUAGCUGGUUCCAGCUUGUCACCUAAUGGAGAAAAGAAACCAAUUAUUAUGAAAUAUUAAAAUAUACAUAUAUAAUUUUAUAAAGUGAACUAAAGAAAAAUGUAUUAGAAAGAUAACUUUGUGCUUCUUACAACACUAAGAUAUCAAACCUUAGGUACUAAGUGGUGAUGUAAAAUACACCAUCUACUAGGGUAAAUGUAUGGGCAUACUGGCAAUUCACAAUGUAAUGCUUCUCACCAUCCAUGCUGAUCAUGAUGUAAAAUAAAGAAAUAUGCUUUCAAA